Aspergillus ibericus CBS 121593 is the source of this 3280-nucleotide messenger RNA. Its product is annotated as metal cation transporter MSC2. Bases 343 to 3003 code for a protein of 886 amino acids. The record is from RefSeq and is a predicted model, not a curated record. The transcript has 4 exons. Gene Ontology annotation, biological process: zinc ion transport; intracellular zinc ion homeostasis; transmembrane transport. Gene Ontology annotation, molecular function: zinc ion transmembrane transporter activity. Gene Ontology annotation, cellular component: membrane; Golgi apparatus. Lineage: Eukaryota; Fungi; Ascomycota; Eurotiomycetes; Eurotiales; Aspergillaceae.
UGGAGCGGUCCAUUGGGAUCGAGGCCGGGCGAUCCUCAGCCAGCGGCGCGAACGAUCACGUGGCCGGGGUUAUCGCGAGGGAAGCCGAUCCAUCAAUGGCGGGCGCAUCGCUGGGGGCCGUCAUCACUUGUCGCCACAAGCGCCCGCGAGCUCCCUCCCUGUUUCCCAGUUGCUCCUCCUCCCUCCCUGGCGCUAUGCUGCCUCGUCCCUGUCAAUCCCCCGGCCGUCAAUCUGCUCUGAGCUGCUAAAGCUCCACUUGUUUCAACCUCCCCCGCCUCGGCGUCGUCUCGCUUCUUCCUCUCUCCGUCGCCGGUCACCUACCGCCACGAACCACUGGGGAUCAUGUCGACUGGGGCUCCCAUGUCCAUGGUGGAUACGAUUCCUCAGGUACAUGGUCUCGGGCAUAGUCGUGGUCAUGGUCACUCUCGCUCAUCUCGCUGGUCACAAGGGCCUAUCUCCUUCUCAGCGUCAUCCUUAGAUGCUGCCUCGGCGCAACCACAGCCCCCACAGCCUCUACCGACUUCACCCCCUACCAAUGGCCAUCCGGUCAACCCAACGUGGCACGAACACCAUCAUUCCCAUUCACACUCACACUCACACUCACAUUCCCACUCACACUCGCACUCACAUUCGCACUCAUCAUCCCAUAAUGUAUGGGAGCAACAUACCCACCAUGGGAGUCUUGACUCGAUCAAUCACAGCAAGAGUGAAAGCGUGACGGGGAUCAUUGGAGCUCAGUCACUCAGCAAUUCAAUUGAGCUCCAAUCCAGCACAAUUCAAGACGUUUCCUCUGGCCUCCUCCUAGCCUUACCGUGGAUCGCCUUAUCCUGGUAUCAUCAACAACAUGCGCAUUGGCAGACGGCUCCAUCGGUAACAGAUGAUACCAAUGCGUCUAGUGCAGAUAGCGGAGGGCUCGAGCAGGUCGCUAGCAAGACCUUCAUGUUGACUGCGGUUACGUUGAUACUAUAUGGAUGUGGACAGCUGGUUCGAGGGAGCGGCUCAGGAGUUACACUACCCAAAUUGGGCUCCAGCGCGGCAAGUGCUGUCUGUCUGCAUGCAGCCUCUAUUGCAUUGCCGAUAUACGCGGCAUUGAAAGUGGGGGGAUUUCUUAUCGCAUGCGCCUUGCUGCUUACGGUAGCGUCUGGAAUGCCGACCAUUGUUCAAGGCUAUGGCCUCCACAGUAGUGCGCAGUCCCGCUUGAGCCAGAAGAAAGUCACGGCUGCACUUCUCGCCACCAUUGUUUUUCUAAGCCUUUGGGGCAUGAAUUCGACGCGAGACCCUCAUCCAUUCUUAGGUUACGUCUCCCUGCUCGUUUCUGUCUUCGUUAUCCGGCCUCCCUUUUCAGGUGCUCACUCGAAGUCUGUUGAUCUGGAUGUUUCGACAUCCAAUGGUGCAGUCUCUCAAAAACUCUCAAAGCAGGGAUAUGGCAAAGUUUCGGCUAGUGAUCCAGUUCUGGCUAUCCUUUCUGGAAUCGUUCUGGCACUUCUUACAGUCGUUGUUUCUGGCAAUGCGUCUUUUGGAGCUUCAGACGUGAUGUACCAGCUGGCAGCUGCUGGAACAUUUGCAACCUGUCUGAUAUUCCUUGCUCCCUUUCAUCUACGCUCACCCCACAAGAUUGGCCUGGCCGUUGGAACCGCAGUUGCUGCACUGCUUUGCUCUCCACCACUACAAGACAAGAUUCACCUCGCUUAUGUGUCACGAGCCAUUGCGACUGCGGCCUCGUUCCUUGCCGCGAGAUUCGAUGAUAGGCAAUUGCGCCUUUCACCGUCCCAUACCCAUCACCAUCACCACCACGCGCACUCUGGAAGUGAUGCUUCGGCAGUAACGAAGCUCAUCCUCCGCUACAGCGAGCCAUAUCCCCUUUUGUACAGUAUCCUCAAGGAAAGCGACUCGCGCCGCAUCUUCUACUUUAUGAGUCUUAAUUUCGCCUUUAUGCUUGUGCAGCUGUCAUAUGGUUUCUUGACGGGAUCUCUGGGUCUCCUUAGUGACAGUAUUCAUAUGUUCUUCGACUGCCUUGCGCUCGUGGUUGGUCUCAGUGCUGCUGUCAUGAGUAAAUGGCCACCGAGCUCCAGGUUUCCCUACGGAUAUGGAAAAGUUGACACUCUCUCCGGGUUUGCCAACGGCAUCUUCCUUAUGAUCAUAAGCAUUGAGAUCAUCUACGAAGCGGUUGAGCGACUCUCCUCUGGCAGUCAGAUGCACCGCCUCGGCGAAUUGCUGGCUGUCAGUGUUGCUGGUCUCCUCGUCAACCUUGUCGGCAUUAUGGCUUUCGACCAUGGGCACGCACACGGACACGAUCACAGUCACGGGCACUCGCACGGGAACGAGAACAUGCACGGUAUUUUUCUACACAUUCUCGCCGACACGCUUGGCUCUGUGGCUGUUGUGAUCUCGACCAUCCUCGUGCACUACUCUGGCUGGCCAGGGUUUGAUCCCAUCGCGUCCUGUCUGAUUGCCAUCUUGAUCUUUGCCUCGGCAAUUCCACUUGUCAGCAGCACCGCCAAGACUUUGUUGCUCGCGCUGCCAGCUGACAUCGAAUACAAUGUCCGUGAAACCCUCGCUGGCGUCAGUACCUUACGGGGCGUUGUCGGGUACACCGUCCCGAAGUUCUGGCUGGACGAUACGGGGAAGGAUUCCGGCCACCACCAUGGCCAUGACCAUGGCUGCAGUCACGGUCACGAUCAUAGCCACAGCCACAGUCACAACCAUAGCCACGACCACGAUCACGAUCACAGUCACAAUCACGAUCAUGACCACGGCCAUAACCACGCUCAUACACACAGUCACGACCAUCACCACAGCCACGAUGAUCACGACCACCAUGACACGCACACCCCCAAUGUCCUCGGCGUAAUCCACGUUAUCGCCUCCCGCAGUUCCGAUCUCGAAGACGUCCGCCAACGCACCGUGGACUUCCUCCGUGAAAAAGGCAUGGAAAUUCUCGUCCAAGUCGAGCGCGAAGGAGACGGUCGUUGCUGGUGCGGCGGCGGAAAUAAGAACCCAUAAUCUCGUCAUCUACCUUUCUCUACAAGAACACACACAAACUUUGGUUAAGUCGGUAGAUAGAUCAGACCGUCCAGCUACCGGGGUCUUUUUCUCUUUCUAUUCCUUUCACCCUAGCUCAUUCCUCGUGCACCGUUCUGGUCUAUGCUUUUAUUGACAACCUAGGGGGCACUUGCGGGAUUCGAACUCCUUCUCUAUACAUAUGUCUAAGUAGGCUGUUUCCUGGGAUGGUUAUGGUUAUGUAUAUGUAGGGAAAGCAAACAAGCAAUGCAAAUACUAC